Messenger RNA from Trichoplax adhaerens, 2964 nucleotides. RefSeq lists its product as uncharacterized. The transcript has 28 exons. Lineage: Eukaryota; Metazoa; Placozoa; Uniplacotomia; Trichoplacea; Trichoplacidae. Gene Ontology annotation, cellular component: cytoplasm; NatB complex. The record is from RefSeq and is a predicted model, not a curated record. Gene Ontology annotation, molecular function: protein-N-terminal amino-acid acetyltransferase activity. Gene Ontology annotation, biological process: N-terminal peptidyl-methionine acetylation. The coding region runs from base 1 to 2964 and encodes 987 amino acids.
AUGGCGAAUAAGAGCGGUAAUAGUGAUAUUACAGAGAGAAAGAUUAGACCAGUCUAUGAGGCUAUUGAUAAUGGAAAUUAUAAAAAGGCUGUGCAAAUGGCAGAAAAAUUAUUGUCAAGUAAACAAAAGCAACCGCAGUUGAUGCAAAUGGCUCACGUUGCCAAAGGUGUUGCAUUAUUUCGAUCUGGUAAACUGUCUGAUGCUCUAGAAGAAGUCAGCCAAGUUACUACCGAAGUAAUAGUCGAUGAAAUGGUUAUUCAAGGCUUGAUAGUAUUCUAUAAGGAUGCUAAACCGGAUGAAAUACCUAAAAUACUGGAAAAAGCUGUAGCUGUAUCGAAAGGUUCAGAGCGUUUAGAAUUUAUGAACAAAUUGUUUCUGGCUUAUGCAAGAACUGAAGACUACAAGAAGCAACAGCAAGCAGCAAUGAAUCUCUAUAGAUCGGACGGAAAAAGAUCCACUUACUGGUGGGCUGUAUUUAGCAACGUUUUGCAGGCUUACUAUAGCACCGACAAGAAUUUAAGCAAAAAGAUGUUCCUACCGUUAGCAGAAAAAAUGAUGCAAAAAAUGAUUGGCGACGGUGGAUUACAUACAGAAGCUGAAAUUCUGUUAUACGUAAUGAUUCUUCGCAUGAGUGAUAAGAUAUCUGAAGCACUGAAAGUAGUGCAUUGUCAAGUACCAGAAAUUGAAGGAGAUUUGUUAAUUCACCGUGACUUUUUGAAAAUAGAAAUGCUGCAGGAGGCUAAUUCUCAUGCAGAGUUAAACUCUUGUUUAAAGGCAUACUUGAGGAAGAGAUGCGAUGAUUGGCGUAAUUUCAAUCUCUAUCUUGACUCUGUAUUUAAUUUGAUUGAUAUGGAGUGGAAGCCUAAGGAUAACAAUGAAGCUGAGAUUAUGCCUGAUUAUACUAUCGAUAUGGCUACGGAAUUUAUUUGCAGUUUAUUAGAAAAUGGAGGUAGUUCUGGUGCUAACUGCAGUCGAGGUCCUUACUUAGCACAGAUGGAGAUCAAGAAGCGUCACAAGAUGCGCACUCAGGGCAAGGAAGUUCAGUCGUGCGGUAAUGCUGAAUGUAAUAUUUGUUUAGUGUUAAUGUUGCAUACUCAAACUAUGUACAUCCCUGAAACAUUUAACACGCUACUGAAGGAAUAUUUUGCAAGAUUCGGUAAUAAAGGUUGUUGUUUUCAGGAAAUGACAUUGCAUUUUGAUCAAGCAGAAAGUCAAGAAGAGCUAAUUAGUAGCUUGGAAGAAACGUUACGAGCGAAUGAAUCAAGUUACAUAGAUUUGAUAAUAGACGGCAAAAACUCCGAUCUAAAGCCUUCGCAUGUUUGCAAUAGAUUCAUAUGUGUUGCAACGUUGAAGAAUUAUGCCGGCUGUUAUCGUAAUUUAUCUUUUAAUGAAAAAUUGAAGACAGCUCAACAGCUAAUAGGAUAUCAUGGAAAAGGCUUAAGUUUAGGUAAAGAGCUAAAGUCCUCCGAAUUACAGUAUACUGAUGAUUUCUGUGUACUUGCUUGUCAUUUGCUGUUGGAUUUAAGUAAAGACACCGAUGACGGAAACGACAUCUGGCACAUAAUACUGGUAUUAGAAUCAGCCUUAAAAGCCAGUCCUCAUAACCCGCAAAUGCGGAUAAUACUAAUUAUUUUGUAUUGUAAAAUUGGAGCGUUUGAACCUGCUCACAAGAUUUUUAAUAAUUUAUCCAUAAAAUAUAUUCAACAUGAUACACUAGGGUACCUCAUGACGUCUAACGCACAUCGCCUUGGACAUUUUAAGACUGCACGCAGUAUUUACGAAGCUGAAGAAAAAUUUUUUUUAGUUAGUCGUAGAGAAUGUGUAGACCAAAAAUUGCAGGCCUAUAAAUAUGGAAAUUUUACUAAGAUAACUGAAUUCAUCGAUUUCGAAAAAAGGUUACAGAAUUCUUUGCAGCUAUGGACUAUGAAAUAUUACAAAUUUUAUUUAGAUGUGAUCCAUAAAAGUAGCAGCUGUGAUGAAGCGCUUUCCUUUCUAAAAUAUCCCCCGAAUGGUGAUAUUCUAUUAAGCGAAAAUUUCUUAAAUCAGCUUAUCGAUGGUAGAGAUGUUAGAAUUAUUAGACUUUGGGAUAAAUUGGAACCAAAUCGAUUACAAAGUGAAGCAGAUUGGUCGAUGCAGCUAGAGAUACUUCAUUUAAAGUACCUUUCAGUUAAUUUACAACUCCUGGGUGAUGUAAUUGAGUUAAGCCAGAAAGUAUCCAAUGAUUCUGAUGCUCAAAGCGUUGUAUCUCAUUUAAGAACAUCUUUAACGAAUUUUAUUGAUGAAUCAAAGACUUUAUACCAGAGAGUAGUUGAUCAUCCAGGUUUUAAAUGUUUGUGGAGAUGGCAUGGUCCACCUCAAACACGUUGGAAUUCUAUCAUUGAUGGAGGAUUGGACAGACUCCUAUUGGAUAUAGCGUCUGUUCUUUUGAAGCUGAUCUGCCCUUCUAAAGUUGUAUUUAUGGAUCGAACUUUAAUAGAAGAUUUAAACUUUUUUCUUUAUAAAGAGACGAACGAAAACGUAGGAGUGGAAAUUAGUAAAAUUGGUCAGACAUUCGCCGAUGGAUUGCAAAGGUAUAACUUAUGCAAUGAAAAUGCCAAAUGUUUCAAUGGUCAUAAUCUUGAACCUAACGUGCUGUUAGUGGAGCUUGCAAUUGAUUUAGAAAAUUUCAAGUUAUUGAUUACUUCAGUUCAAUCGGCUUGUGACGAUGUUGUACAAAAUUUGGUCACAAUUAAAGAUAAUUUCUUGGUACAAAAUCUUGGUCAUUUGAAAAUUUCGUUCAAUUUACAGACUAAAGAACAGGCGUUAGAAGAAAAUUCCGAUUUGUCUGACUUGUGGCUGAAGACUUAUAAAUCGAAUGAAUCUGAUAUGCUGAAAAAUGUCCGUGAUAGUUAUCAAGUAUCUAUACAGGAAUUAUUAUCCGUGGCUAAAUUAAAGCAUAAUAUCGCUAAAACAUUAUCCUUAUAA